UGGUUUGUUGCGUCGUUCCCCGUGCGGUCACACUGUCCUCAAAAACUACGGUCGUGCGUCAACGUUAGCGAAAAAUGCAAAAUUAAAUAUGUUGUGAGUAGCGAGCGAUGCCAAAUCGAAUAUGUUUUCCACUGCAUACAGAAAAAUAAACAAAUACAAGAAGCAUAAAGUAUGCAGAAAAUUAAAUACAAAAGGAGCCACUAAGUGUUUCGUGUGAAAUCAAUUUGAGAGCGUUCGUCGUCUUCGUACAUACUUUUCCGUUUCAAUUACACUACAAUGAAUAUUUGUUGAAACUUUGUUGCAUUUACAGACUGGUGUUUAAAAACAACAACAAGAAGAAACGACAAAAAAUAACAACAGCAGCCCUCACACACACGGAAAAAAAGAAAGAUAAAAAUAUCCACAUAUAUAAAUAGUAUCAUAUUUACAUUAAAAAUAAAGCCGAACAGACGUAAACGUAACUUUUAUAUUACAAAGCACCAGUAAAAAUAAUUAACCAACUACACACGUUCCUUAAAAACAAACGUUUUCCAAACCGCAAACCAACUAAAAACGAAAUGCUUUUGAAAUUAGUUUAAGCUAACUAAUAUUAAAACGCAAAACCAACAAACAAACCGCAAAUAUAAUCCGCGUGAUUAAAUUUUACAAAAGAAAAUAAAACAGACCGAAAAUCGGCAGGGAACCAAAAACAAGCGAUAAACCCGGAAGAACUACGAUCGGCGUAUAAAAUUACAUAUUUUUUGUAUAAAAUAGUGCUAGCAAAAACCAAACGAGAGAAUAACUGGAACAUCUUUUUGGAGAAUCUCGUCUGAAUACGUUUAAUCUUGUCUCCGUUAAAUCAAUAAAUGUUCUUGGAUCGUUCGAUGUGUUCUUCGUUCAUUUGUAUCCAUCGCUCUCAGCCUCCGAGUCACCGAUAUCUGGUCAAGGACUUAGCGUAGUCUUCUGUAACUAGCAAUAGCAAUAGCCAAAGAGCCUGGAUCCUGGAAGCUGGAGGAGAUCUGGAGAGCGAGCAACGCCGAAGUACAAAUGCAUCAAUCGAAACUGAAUCUGUAACUUGGAACGGACACGUUGAAUUCAGCGCCCGUCACACAACCAAUUAGAUAGGUGACAGAAAGUCAGAGAAGGGAGUCCAGGAGACCAUCCCAUCAUCCUUACAGCAUACAUUUUCUAAACGGAACGGCGGGUCGAGCGUAGUGGCAGCAGCACGCGAAAGCGUCCAUAAAUCUAGUUAGCAUGGAGUGCUGUUUAUCGGAGGAGGCCAAGGAACAAAAGCGCAUCAAUCAGGAAAUCGAGAAGCAGUUGCGCCGAGACAAGAGAGAUGCGCGCCGUGAGCUUAAACUGUUGCUGUUGGGCACGGGCGAGUCCGGCAAGUCAACUUUCAUCAAACAGAUGCGUAUUAUCCACGGCAGUGGCUACUCGGACGAGGACAAGCGUGGAUACAUCAAACUGGUAUUCCAGAACAUAUUCAUGGCCAUGCAGUCAAUGAUCAAGGCCAUGGACAUGCUAAAGAUUUCCUAUGGCCAGGGAGAGCAUAGCGAACUGGCCGACCUGGUGAUGAGCAUCGAUUACGAGACCGUUACCACGUUUGAGGAUCCAUACUUGAAUGCCAUCAAAACGCUUUGGGACGAUGCUGGCAUUCAGGAGUGCUACGAUCGCCGUAGGGAAUAUCAGCUGACUGAUUCAGCCAAAUACUACUUGAGCGACUUAGCUCGAAUUGAGCAAGCUGAUUAUUUGCCAACCGAGCAGGAUAUUCUGCGUGCUCGAGUGCCGACAACAGGCAUUCUUGAGUAUCCAUUCGAUUUGGAUGGUAUUGUGUUUAGAAUGGUGGACGUCGGAGGUCAGCGGUCUGAGAGAAGAAAGUGGAUUCAUUGUUUUGAAAAUGUGACAUCAAUUAUAUUUUUGGUAGCGCUAUCAGAAUACGAUCAAAUCUUGUUUGAAUCUGAUAAUGAGAAUCGAAUGGAGGAAUCUAAAGCUUUAUUUCGUACUAUAAUUACAUACCCAUGGUUCCAAAAUUCGUCAGUUAUUCUUUUCCUGAACAAAAAGGACUUGUUGGAGGAGAAAAUAAUGUAUUCGCAUUUGGUAGACUAUUUUCCUGAAUACGAUGGUCCACAGCGAGAUGCAAUAGCGGCCCGAGAAUUCAUACUGCGAAUGUUCGUAGAUUUAAAUCCAGAUUCCGAAAAAAUUAUCUAUUCUCAUUUCACCUGUGCUACAGAUACGGAAAAUAUAAGGUUUGUGUUUGCAGCUGUUAAGGACACAAUUCUGCAAUCGAACCUUAAGGAAUAUAAUUUGGUCUAAACUGGAUUUGGAUCGAAAAACUAUUUUUGUGAUUUUUAUACAAACACACAUACACAUUCAUAUAAUUCCUUUUUCGCAUAUUUACUAAAUAUAAAAGAAGAAUUGAGCAGCAAGCGAAUGUGGCCGAAAAUUAGGCAUUAAUUAGACCCGAGAAUGUUUCUUACGUUUGUAACAUCAGGAACCGAAAAUUGUAGAAUAAAUAGAAUACUAAACUGAGGUGGUAAACCAGCAUCAACAGAAAAAUGGAAAUGAUGUAUACAUUUUAAUUUGAGAGAAUAAUAACACAAAAUCUGAUACAAGUACUAAUACAGGGUGACAACCAAUAACCAGGACAAAGUUUUUCGCUUUACAGUGCGUAUAUAUAAAAUCAUAGAAAAAUAAUUUAUAUUGGAAUAUUAUCAUUUUUAUGGAACAAAUUCUGUGUGAUUUUAGAACUGUUUCGGAAGGGAAAACUGCUAAAAGUCAAAAAGACAGUAAUCAGAAAUGAUUGAGACCCAAUGGAACAGGUUUCUGGUUAGAUUCAAAUAAAUCACUAGUUAUUUCGGAUUUAAAUCUGAAGGACUGUAAAGAGAGUUUAACCUUUCCACUUAAACGCAGUUCCUUCAAGAGAGUUGAUACAAAAUAUACGUCCGAGUUAUUUGUUGUCACCCCGUAAUAUUUAAAUAAAUUUAUUACUAUAGUAACUUUUGUAAUAAAAACCGAAACAAAAAUAUGAAAGUAAAUUUAAUCAAAAGCUUGAUAGGGACAACAAACUGAAACAAUUUUGUCGUACUGAAGCAUAAUAAAGCAACAUUUUACUAAAAUAACUACAGAAGAAAAACAAAAUUUUGCGUAAAGAAUCCCCCGGAAUAUAUAUAUUCAAAGAAUUAUAUAUGCUAGAAGUCUCUUAUUAGAAUUUCAGGGCAUAUAAGGCGUGUAAAAAUAAUAAACCGAAAACGAUAAGCUGAUAAAAUGAAUGAAAACGAAAUCACAGAUAAUACUGUAUUUUUUAUUAAGCUAAACCGUAAAUAUUGAUACUAUUGUUUACCGGAAUAUUUAACUAUACAUGCAAACAGAUAAUAUAAUAAUUCAUAAACGCAUAUGUAACAAUUAAUAAAUUGAUUAAUUUGUAUUGCGGGAGCCCCAUUCAUUGUAAAUUACGAUUCGUAUUAAUAACAUGAAAACAAAAAGAGAAUCACGCAAACCAAGAGAAACUUAAGAGAAGAAUCUGUAAGAGAAACGCCAUUUACAUGGAGCAUCCACGUGUUUGUAAAAAUGUCGAUAACCACCCAUGCAAAAACAGCAGAAUCCAUGCAACUUAUUGAUAUUUAAUCAGACAUCAGGUCAAAUUCAAUCAAAUGCGAUAUACCACUGGUCGAGAAACAUAACUAUCAGAAGGGAAAGUUUUGCUCUCACGUACUUUUGUUGCCAUCAAAAUUUCAGUCGAAACAAAUUGUUAUCAAAUGUAGCUUGAUUUUCGUACUUUUUAAAUUAACUUUGUUAGUUGUUUGCUUAUUUUAUAGAUCUUAAUGUAUGCAACAAUGGACACACUUUGCGGCUUUUCAAUCGAUCGAGCCUGCCAAGUGCGUCCAGUGUUUUGUUUUUGUUUUUAUAAUUUUAGUUUAAUUUAAUAUACAAGGAAACUAAAUGAGACGCACAUAAAUAGAAAAAAACCCAUCAACAACAAAUUAUUUAUGUAAAAAUCCAAAUAAAAACAAUUCUACUCUACGCAUAUGUGGAAAAAAAUAUAAAAUGAAAAAAAAAUGAAACGUACAUAUAUGUAAAAUAAAUAUGAAGCAAAAUGUUUUUCAUAAUUUAUUACACUUAUUUUGUUCAACCGAGACUCCCUUAACUCGUCAGUUGGAGUUUAUUUUAGUCGGGGCCACAGAAGCACACUUUGGCAAGACUCUUACCAAAAUACACGACCCAUGGGAGUGGAGAAUUGAGAAUCCUAUAACCGCGCAUAACCAAAAACAAAAAAAAACCAAUACGCAUCUUAGUUUAAGUACGAUUCAACAGUGUGUUGUAUAAAGCUUUAAUCCUCGUAACCACAUCUAGUAAAAACAAAGUAAUUAAACCAUUUUUAUGAUUAACCAAUGGAUUAGCUUUUAAAAAGCUUCAAUAAGUCAAUGUGUAUUUUAAAAGAUGUAGCAAAGCCUAGAGAGCCAAUGAGUUUCGGGACCCGAUCGGAAUGGAUAUGGAAACGGUUUAAGUUCUUGAUGCGAAUAUCGAUUCACAGCCCUUUUGGCUGGGCAUCCAAUUUGGUAGCUCCGAUUUCGGCUUAACCCGUUUUGUAUAUCCAUGGCAUUAUAGACAUUCACACACUGACAUAUAUAUAGUUUUCCGUCCAAUGAAUUGCAUCAGCAGCGAGCAGACAAAGUCUCCCAUUUAUUUUGAUCUUGUUUCCGGUUUUGUUCUUGCGGAAAUUCCAUUUUAAAAUACAAACAUGUUUCGGCGGUUUCAAUGUUAUAUUUUCCGUUUCUGCAGCCACAUACACACACUUAAAAUAUGUCAAAUUUUAUUUUUAGCAUUUUGUGCCUUUCCACUAUCAAGAAUCACAUAAAAUAUGUAUGACAGGCUCCAGUUGGACGCUUUAAUAUGAAGUAAUUUGAAACUUGUUUUAACGCAGAUCCACAGGGAAACAAAUUUACCCAUAACCGAACCCUGUGGAUAACCAUAAAAAAUUAAUUAUCAGCAUGUGUGUAUUGCCAGUUUGUUAUGUUUUGGGUUGAAAGAUUGGUUCCUCAUUUUUAUAAUAUGCACCUAUAGUCAGACAGUUGUAUGUAAAUAUUUGGCAAAUUACUCAGGGGGAAAUCGAAAACCUCCUGAGAUAUACCACAUAAUCGAGCAUAUGUAUGUAACUAUACAUUAAACUCAAUAAGAAACUAUAAUAAAAUGAGAAUUUGAUAAAAAUCA
Messenger RNA from Drosophila rhopaloa, 5190 nucleotides. RefSeq names its product G protein alpha q subunit (gene Galphaq). The transcript is spliced from 10 exons. Bases 1234 to 2295 code for a protein of 353 amino acids. Gene Ontology annotation, molecular function: G protein-coupled receptor binding; G-protein beta/gamma-subunit complex binding; guanyl nucleotide binding. Gene Ontology annotation, biological process: adenylate cyclase-modulating G protein-coupled receptor signaling pathway. NCBI's taxonomy places the organism in Eukaryota, Metazoa, Arthropoda, Insecta, Diptera, Drosophilidae. The record is from RefSeq and is a predicted model, not a curated record. Gene Ontology annotation, cellular component: heterotrimeric G-protein complex.